AGGGAGGGAGAGGAGGGAGGAAAGAAGAAGCAGGUUAUUUAUAACGCCAGCAGCGUUAGGGUCUCUUCCAGUCUCUCCUGCAAACUGCCUGCUGCCGGGAGGUCACUCCCCCAAAAACACCCUGCCCUGACCACAAGCACAAUAUUUGAGUUGGGAUCGAGGGCAGGCACCAGCCUUUGCGAAGGGGGAGACACAUCCCAUGCUGCUGGACAGCCCGGCCAUCCCGCAGCAGAGCAGCGAGGCGUUGGAACAGCGGCUCUCACCUCGGUCCCUCCAGCACCAGCACCAUGCACUGGGCCCCCAUCCUCAUCCUCGCUGGGCUCUGUGGAGCCUCCCUGGGCCAGUACAAUGAAGAAGAAGACAUGGCUUGGUUGCAGUACUACAUGCGGCAGUCCCGGAUGUCCUCCUAUAACUACGUGCCCUACUAUGAGGAUGAGAACACCCCUUAUGUGUACUCCUACCUGCCAGCUCCGGACACGGAGGCAGAGCCCGGGCCUGAACCACAGCAAGCAUCUUCCUGGCAGUGUCCCCAAGAGUGCGAUUGUCCCCCCAACUUCUCCUCAGCCAUGUACUGCGACACCCGGAACCUGAGGUACCUGCCCUUCGUGCCCUCCCGCAUGAAGUACGUCUACUUCCAGAACAACCUCAUCACCGCCAUCCAAGAGGGAGCCUUCGACAACGCCACGGAGCUGGAGUGGUUGGCGCUGCACAACAACCGCAUCUCCAGCGAGAAGAUGGGCAAGAGGGUGUUUGCCAAGCUCAAAAGCCUGGAGAGGCUCUACAUGAACAACAACAACCUGACCAAGAUGCCCAGCCCCUUGCCCCGGUCCCUCAGGGAGCUGCACUUGUCUUACAAUCAGAUCUCCAAGGUGCCCUCCAAUGCCCUGGAGGGACUGGAGAACCUCACGGCCCUGUACCUCAGCCACAACUACAUCUUUGAGAUGGGAGCAUCCCUCAAAGGGCUCAAGUCCUUGAUCCUCGCUGACCUGAGCUACAACCACCUCAGGAAAGUCCCCGACGGGCUCCCGAUGGCUUUGGAACAGUUCUACUUAGAGUACAACUACAUCAACACCAUCCCCGAUGACUAUUUCAAGGUCUCUCCCAAGCUGCUCUAUGUACGGAUGUCCCACAACAGCCUGACAAACCAAGGUCUCUCCACCAACACGUUCAACAGCAGCAGCAUCCUGGAGCUGGAUCUCUCUUACAACAGGCUCCAGAAGAUCCCCCGGGUCAGCACCAACCUCGAGAACCUUUACCUGCAAGGGAACCAAAUCAACGAGUUCUCCAUCAGCAGCUUCUGCACCGUGGUGGAUGUCAUGAACUACUCCAGGCUCCAGGUCCUGCGGCUGGAUGGGAACGAGAUCAAGCGGAACGCGGUGCCCCCCGACGCGCCCUUGUGCCUGCGCCGAGCCACCAUCAUCGAGAUCUAACCCGGCCCCGGGCACCUCCCCAGCUCAGGACUUGGCUCCCCCCCUUCCCGGGAGAUCCUCACCCCUGUUCAAUGCAGCUUGACACGGUUUGACUUGGCUUCCGCAGCAGCACAGUCCGGGUGCUCCAACACCAGCUCACAGGAGCUCUUGUCCCCCAUCUGCUCCCUCUUCCCAGCUCUCUGGCCACACAGAGUGGGACAUUUCCCCUCUGACCCCCCCAAAAGUGAUGCACCCAUUCAC
Molecule: messenger RNA, 1670 nt
Organism: Pezoporus occidentalis (night parrot)
Lineage: Eukaryota; Metazoa; Chordata; Aves; Psittaciformes; Psittacidae
Gene: FMOD
Product: fibromodulin
Exons: 3
Coding region: 288-1430 (380 amino acids)
Molecular function (GO): protein binding
Source: RefSeq, a predicted model, not a curated record